CCCCGCCGUAUUUCCUGCCUCGGAAAAGAAGGCGAUUUGAAGCUGAAAUUAAAAAAAAAUCUUUUUUAAGGGAAAAUUACCUAAAAAAUGAAGAAUUCGCGUUGGUGAAGAUGUAUUAGCCUAGAGGAUUGGUUAAAGCAAAACUGUCAACAUGUCGGUGCGCAAGUUAGAAGCCCUCCAUAAUGGGGACUCGGAGGACACUCCGGUCUCGAGUCAGAAGAGGAGGAGGACGUCAUAUGCCGACAGCUCCUACCUCUCAGAAAUGAGGAUGACACAGGAAGGUGCUUCCUGUGGGAUAUUAGAACGUGUCAUCGUUAAAAACUUCAUGUGCCAUGACCAUCUCGAAUUUACAUUCUCCCCGCACAUCAACUUUGUACAGGGUCGGAAUGGCAGUGGGAAGAGUGCCAUUCUAACUGCUGUAGUAGUUGGUUUAGGGGGGAAUGUGCGAGCAACAAAUCGUGGUAGCAGCAUGAAAGAGCUUGUGAAGUAUGGAAAGCAUACAGCCACAAUUGACAUUCACAUCAAGAAUAUGGGCAAGGAUGCCUAUAAGCAUGAAAUUUAUGGUGACUGUAUUGUUGUGGAACGAAAAAUCAUGUCAUCUGGAGGUGGCAGUUACAGGGUGAAAGCUAAGGAUGGAACAGUGGUGUCAACAAAAAAAGAUGAGAUUAUACGCAUGUUAGAUCAUUUCAACUUGCAAGUAGAAAACCCUGUGACUGUGCUGAAUCAAGAUAUGUCCCGUUCAUUUCUCAAUUCUACGGAUCCUCAUGAUUUAUACAAAUUUUUCUUGGAGGCCACUCAACUGCAACAGAUGAGGGAUAAUUACACUCAGCUACAAGAAGCACUAAGAUCGUCCUCAGCAACUAUUGAAGGCAGGAAAGAGGAUCUUCCUCUUUUGGAGAAAGAAGUAGAAGAACAUCGUUCUCGUUUUGAAUAUAGCAAGGAUCUCACUGAAAAGCGGAACAAACUUCGGGAGUUAAGGCGUGAAUUGAUGUGGGCUGUGGUACAUGAAGCAGAAAAAGAAGAAGAAGCCGCUGCACAGAAGUUAGAGGCCCAUGAGACAUCCUGUAGUAAAUUGCAGGACAAGAUAACAUUUUAUGAAACAAAAUUUAAGGAGGAGGAGCAAAACCACAAAGUACUUCAGGAGAGACUGUCCAGCCGCACACAACAGCUCUCCAACCAAACUGAAGACACAAAGGCAGCCAAUGAGCAGAUGGUAAAGGCAAAAGCAAAGCUGAAGGACCAGCAAAUGCAGGCCACCACAGCCGAAAAGAAGGUCAAGAGCAUCCAAAAGGAGAUCUCAGAGCUGAAGGAAGCCAUAGAGAAGGAUAACAGUCUUGCACAGAAUAACUGGGCAGCUCAACGUGCAGAAAGGCUGGAGAAAAUAGAGAACUUGAAUAAGGAAAUGCUGGAAGUACACCAAAUUGUGAAGACAGAAAAUACCCAUCACAGCAACAUCAUUAAUACAAUGGAACAUAAGAAGACUGAGGAGAGGCAGUUCUUCUUGGAACAGAAAGCCAUGAGCACCAAAUGUCACAGAUUAGAAAAGGAACUGACAGAACUCCGUGGCCAGCAGAGUAAUGUCUUCACAGUCUAUGGACCUUGGGUUCCUGAGGUGUUGAAGCAGAUUGAUAUUGCACACAGAAAGGGAAUGUUCUCAGCCAAACCUGUUGGACCACUUGGUGCCUUUAUUAAGCUACGUGAUCAGCAGUGGGGACAUGUGGCAGAAGCAAUUAUAUCGAACAGAAUCAAUAGCUUCUGUGUCAAUAAUCAGAAGGAUUGUCAUGUUCUGAAGCAGAUUCUGAGCAGAGUUAACUUUAGUGGAGCCCCAAAGCCUAUCAUCACUGUUUCAAGAUUUAGAGAAAGAAUCCAUGAUGUAUCAAAGUUUGAGGUGCAGUCAGACAGAUACCCCUCUCUGUGGUCAAUGUUGGACGUGAGUGAUACAGUUGUGGCAAACACUCUCAUAGAUCAGAUGCAAGUGGAGUCCAUCUUGCUUAUUCCAACGGCACAAGAAGCUGGACAACUUCUAAAAGAUCAGAGAACCGUACCAAAAAAUUGUAAAGUUGCCUACACUCUCAAUAGAGAUACUUACUACCCUGAUCCAAACUACCGAAUCUAUUCAGGAAAAGGGCAACAACCAGCUCGUUAUCUGCAGGUCUCGGUUGAACAGAAAAUCAGUGACCUUCAAGCUGAAAUUGACAGUUCGCGGGAAGAAUUAGCGAGGCAUUCAUGUAAGGUAAAGGAAUGUCAAGCUGAAGUGAAAGAACUUGAGAAGGAAAUUCACAUGUCAAACAGAAAGAUGCAGAAAGAUAAGGCAAAGAUUGCACAGCUUCGCGGACAGGUGAGAGUGCUCCAGGACCAAGAGGAACCAGCUCCUCCUGAUGUAUCUCAGUUGGAAGAAGACAUUAGGCAACAGGAGGUUUUACUAGAAAGUGCUGAAGCUCAUGCUGAAGAAGUUAGGACUUUAGUACAUCAAAGUAAAGAGAAAUAUCAAGAAGCCGCCUCCAAUUAUGAAAGGCUGAGGCAAGAGCACAGUAAACUUCUACAGGAAGCAGAAAAUAUUAAGAAAGAAAUGAAUCAGUGUGAACAACAGACAAACAAGUCAAAUCAUCUUUUACAAGGUUUCAAAAAGAAAAAAAAAGAUACUGAGACCAGAAAAAAAAAUCUGGAGGCAGAAUUAAAAGCAGCAAGAGAGGGACGCGAAAAGGAGUCGGAAAGAGCUAAGAAUUUCUUACCUCGUUUUAAAACAACUCGGAGUGCUAAAGAUGUGAAUAGUCAGUACAAAGCUCUUGAAGCAAGGUUAAACAAAGAGGAAGCUCAAAGAGGUGACCCAGUGGAAAUACAUAAGAAGUACAAAGAAGUCUACCAGAGGUACUCGGACAUCAACCAAAUUAUACAAAAACAUUCCGAUCUUUUAAAGCUUAUACAAGAAAGUCUCGAUAAAAGACAUCAAGAAUAUGGCUUGUUCCGGCGAUUUACAUCCAUAAUGAUAAAAUCAUACUUCAGAAAUAGACUAAGUUUUCGCAACCUUCAUGGAACACUGCAUUUCAACUUUGAAGAGGAAAUCCUAACAAUGAGUGUGGUCAAAUUAGGAAGUGAAAAUGAUGACAGCACAAUUAAACAGUCACAGUAA
Penaeus indicus is the source of this 3130-nucleotide messenger RNA. RefSeq names its product structural maintenance of chromosomes protein 6-like (gene SMC6). The transcript is spliced from 22 exons. Gene Ontology annotation, molecular function: single-stranded DNA binding; ATP hydrolysis activity; damaged DNA binding. Gene Ontology annotation, biological process: double-strand break repair via homologous recombination. Gene Ontology annotation, cellular component: Smc5-Smc6 complex; nucleus; site of double-strand break. Bases 152 to 3130 code for a protein of 992 amino acids. The record is from RefSeq and is a predicted model, not a curated record. NCBI's taxonomy places the organism in Eukaryota, Metazoa, Arthropoda, Malacostraca, Decapoda, Penaeidae.